Messenger RNA from Cylindrotheca closterium, 2001 nucleotides. Lineage: Eukaryota; Bacillariophyta; Bacillariophyceae; Bacillariales; Bacillariaceae. The record is from the annotation of a GenBank genome assembly.
AUGAGCUGGCAAAAGCCCCACCCACCGGGUUCCUCCCCAAGCUUCUCGACAAAUGCGCCCACAGUUGGAAAACCAACGAUUCUGAACAGCCGUGUUAUGCAAAAUGGUAAUAAAUAUGUGCCACCGCAUCUGAGAAACUCUCAGAGCAAUGGUGGUUCCCGCCCAAGCGGAGGAGGCCGAAGUGAUUCUCGAGGAGGAGGUCGCGGCUCCUAUGACAAACAACGAAACUAUGGCGACGAUCGUCGCGGAGGAGGUUACGACAGCCGUGGAGGCGGUGGUGGCUACAGCAGCCGUGGAGGCGGCGGUGGCGGUCCUCCCCCCAGCAGUGACCGCUGGUCCAACUUGGAUUCCGACGAUCGCGGAGGCGGCGACCGUGGAGGAUACCGUGGUGGAGGCGGCGGCGGCGGAGGAUACAGCCGCGGCGGUCCCAAACGCAAUGACCGCGGGUUUCACGGAGAUAUCCAACCUGACAAGCGUCUUGAACGUACCCUGUUCGGUACUGAAGACAGGCAAACCACUGGUAUCAAUUUUGACAACUACGACAAGAUUCCCGUGGAAGUUUCUGGUGAAAAUUCACCUGAUCCUAUCGAAGUCUACUCUGUUGAUACAAUCGGAGAAGACUUGUACCGCAACACUCAGCUUUGCGGGUACGACAGACCAACUCCUGUCCAAAAGUACUCAGUCCCCAUUGGUCAAGCUGGACGUGAUCUGAUGGCUUGUGCUCAAACCGGUUCUGGAAAGACUGCCGGUUUCUUGUUCCCCAUUAUCAUGUCCAUGAUUCGACAUGGAGGUUCUGAUCCGCCUGAGAACGCAAGACGUCGCGUGUACCCCGAGGCGUUGAUCAUGGCCCCAACACGUGAACUUGCUCAGCAAAUCCACGAAGAGUCGAAGCGUUUCACGUACUGCACUGGUAUUGCAGCUGUCGUCAUCUAUGGAGGUGCGGAUGUUCGUGACCAAUUGCGUCAAAUUGAUCGUGGCUGCGAUUUGCUGGUUGCGACCCCUGGUCGUUUGGUGGACUUGAUCGAACGUGGUCGUCUGGGUAUGGACAACGUUCGAUUCUUGGUUCUUGAUGAGGCUGAUCGUAUGCUUGAUAUGGGUUUUGAGCCACAAAUCCGUCUCAUCGUCGAACAAUCCAGCAUGCCUGCAGGUGACGAUCGUCACACGAUGCUUUUCAGUGCUACCUUCCCUCAAAACAUUCAACGAUUGGCAAGUGAUUUCAUGAGAGAUUACAUCUUCCUUACUGUCGGUCGUGUCGGAUCUGCCUCCAAGGACGUUACACAAACCGUCGAGUUCGUUGAAGAACGAGACAAAAUGGAUGUGUUGAUGCGAUUCUUGAUGACUGUCGAAGAUGGUCUCAUCCUUAUCUUUACCGAGACCAAGAGAAAUUGCGACUAUGUUGAGGAUGUCCUCUGCUCCCAAGGUUUCCCAGCUUGCUCUAUCCAUGGAGACAAGACCCAACGGGAACGUGAAGAUUCCCUUCGAGCCUUCAAGCGUGGAACCACUCCAGUGAUGGUGGCUACUGAUGUUGCCAGUCGUGGAUUGGACAUUCCAAAUGUCACUCAAGUCAUCAACUUUGAUCUCCCAACCAACAUUGACGACUAUGUUCACAGAAUUGGACGUACUGGACGUGCCGGAAACACAGGAGCUGCUCUUUCAUUUGUCAACGAAAAGAAUGCUGGUGUCGGUCGUGACCUUCGGGACUUGCUAGACGAGAACGAUCAAGAAGUUCCAACUUGGCUGAACCAAAUGUGUGCCAGCUCUGGACGUGGAGGAGGAGGCCGGGGCGGUCGCGGAAAGAGCAACUUUGGAGGACGUGAUUACCGUAAAAGCGGUGGUGGCGGCGGCGGCCGUGGUGGAGGAGGCUACGGUGGCGGCGGCGGUUACGGAGGUGGUGGUAGCUUUGGUGGCGGCGGCUACGGAGGUGGCGGUGGAGGCUAUGGCGGCGGCGGCGGCUAUUCAGGAGGAGGCGGCGGUGGUGGAAACUUUGGCGGUGCUUGGUAA